UACACGGACAAGUGUGCGUCUGAAGCCCCAGUAAUGUUUACGUUGGCUGGAGUCAACUGAACAACUCAACAGGGUUAUCAACUGUCCGGGAUGCUGGUAGAUAAACGCAGUCGAAGGAUAUUAUUGAAUCAAGAGUAACCGUCAAGGAUGGCCUGCUGAUUCUUCUACUCUGUACAUACUGGAACCAUCUGCUUCACAAUGUCGGCUGACAGGGAGCUCAACAUCGGCGCUGAUGACGACAGACUAGUCCGACCGAAGGCAGAGUUCCACGCGUUGCUGCAACACGCAGGAGCCGCUAAAGAUGUUUUCACCAUAAAGGAGGUGAUGUUCUACCUGGGCCAGUACAUCAUGCAGAAGCAGCUGUAUGACCAGAAGCAGCAGCACAUCGUCCACUGCUCCCAGGAUGCACUGGGGCGGGUGCUGGGAGUCGACAGCUUCUCUGUUAAAGAGCCACGAGUUCUGUUUGCUAUGAUCACCAAGAACCUGGUGGCUGUGAAGAACCAAGAUUCACCGCCAAGCUUGAGUGAAGCACACAGCGACAGCCAGACAGACGGAGGGACAGAGGAGGCGGAUUCAGAAAGUCGCUCUUCAUCGCCAGACAGGAGGGGACGGCGGCGGAGGAGGAGGAGGAGCAGCUGCAGGAGCAGUGACCCAGGGCCCUCCGAAAGUCUAGCGGGGGAUGAAGAUAAUUCGGAGGAGGAGGAAGAGGGAGGGAGGAAGAGGAGAAGGUCUGACAGCUACUCCCUGACCUUUGAUGACAGUCUGUCGUGGUGCGUGAUUGGUGGACUGGAAAGUGUACGGGACAGACACAGCAGCCAAUCAUCCGACUCCCACAGCACUUCUGUGAGGUCAGAGGUCACGGUCGCAGACUCGGACAGCGAUAACUUCAGUGUUGAAUUUGAGGUGGAGUCCAUCGACUCUGACGACUACAACGAAGAUGACGCGUCUCUGUCUGCAGACGACCAGGUAUACGAGGUCACCAUAUUUGAAGAAGAGGACUCCUUCGAUGAAGACACAGAGAUCACUGAAGCUGACUACUGGCGCUGUUCGAAGUGUGACGAGGUGAACCCACCUCUCCCCAGAAACUGUCUUCGCUGCUGGGCCCUGCGCCAGGAUUGGCUGUCGGAGGUGUCCGCCUCCUCCAGUCCGAAAGUCCUACCUCCAAAGCCAACCGACCAAUCAGCAGCCAAAGAAGCUCCAGGUUCUGAUGUCGAGGACAACGAAGGAGUCGACGUUCCAGACGGGAAAAGAGCGAAAACUCCUCUCCUGUCUCAGAGCCUGUCUGACGCCCCCUCGUCUGCACCCAACUCUCAGGAUCCCCUCUCGUCCUCGCAGCCUUCGUCCUCCUCGACGGUCUGGACUCCCGAGUCCCAGCCCUCCUCGUCCUCCUACUCCUCCAUGGACUCCCAGGAGCUCCUGCCGUCUUCCCCCACCAGUCCUCCUCCUCCCCCCCCAGCCCCCGAGCUGGAGCGCAGCGUGUCGGCCGAGUGGCGGCUGCCGGACUCGUGCCUGGACCCCUGUCUCAUCUGUCAGUCCCGGCCGAAGAACGGCUGCAUUGUCCACGGACGAACGGGACACCUGAUGUCCUGCUACGUCUGCGCCAGGAAGCUGAAGAAGAGGAACAAGCUGUGUCCGGUCUGCAGGCUGCCCAUCCAGUCGGUCGUCCUCACCUACAUCAGCUGAGACCAGAGCUCCUCAACCUUCCUGUCAGAAGAGAUGUAAGAUGUUUCAUCUGGGUCCAUGACAGCGAUGCUCGGCAAAAUGCUAUCAUUUAAAAGUGAGCAAAUACAUCUUCAAAAAAAUAAUUACAUCAUCUUUUCAUCUGGGUUUUGGGUAAAAAAGCCAAAUCAAGACCCCCUCCUCCUCCCCCCCCCCCCCCCCCCCAAAAAAAAAAAAGUUGGAUUGUUCCUUUUAAGAUCUGCCCUAACAUCUGUAACGCUGUUUUUACUUUUUUUUAUUUUAUGGGUCUAUAAUUUCCUUAGACAUUUCCUACAAAGAAUUCUCUAAUUUGAUAAUAAUUACAGGGAAAAUAGCAAUUUCCUGGAAAGAAAAUGCAAAUUUUACUCCCUAAAAUGAACACAACAAAACAUUAUUUAUUAUAAUACCCACUCAUUAAAAAACUGUUUUGUCUAUUUUCCAAAGAAAUAAGUAAAUUAAGAAAUAAUUCAGAAACAAUGGACCCAUGAAAUAAUUAAUGCUUUAACUUUAAUUUUACAGGUCUGUGAUUUCCUUUCAUUGAAAGUUUACUGGAAAUAAAUAUGUAAUUUGGUUAUUGUAGUAAAUUAGACAUUUCCUUGAAACCUUUAUUCAUUAUUAGAAAUACAUUUUAUUCACAUGUUUGCCUUGCACUGACUGACAUUCUCCAUCAGUUAUAACGGCACCAAAUCUCUAUUUUCAUAUUUCUAAUAUAGUAGAAUUACAUCGUUGUUUCCAGAAAAUCUUCCAAAGAAAAUAAGGAAAUUAUAAACUUAAGUGUUACCCAACAUUUGAAUUAUUUAUUGUUUAUUUAAGAUGCAUGUGUGUAUAUAUCUAUACAUAUACAUAUAUUUAAACAGACCUUUUCUACGAGCUCUUUAAAUAAUAAGAUGAAUAUGUGAGAUUGAUAUUUUCUGUUUAGGUUUUUCUGUGAACUGAAUAAAAGUUUAACUUCUUCA
Molecule: messenger RNA, 2654 nt
Organism: Etheostoma spectabile (orangethroat darter)
Lineage: Eukaryota; Metazoa; Chordata; Actinopteri; Perciformes; Percidae
Gene: mdm2
Product: MDM2 proto-oncogene
Exons: 14
Coding region: 199-1683 (494 amino acids)
Biological process (GO): regulation of cell cycle; negative regulation of apoptotic process; cell cycle
Cellular component (GO): nucleus
Molecular function (GO): identical protein binding; ubiquitin protein ligase activity; p53 binding
Source: RefSeq, a predicted model, not a curated record